This is a messenger RNA of Ostertagia ostertagi, 816 nucleotides long. NCBI's taxonomy places the organism in Eukaryota, Metazoa, Nematoda, Chromadorea, Rhabditida, Trichostrongylidae. The record is from the annotation of a GenBank genome assembly.
CCAGCGAAAACGCUGUAUUAAUUAUUUCUUACACCGGUUACGAACUGCAGGAAGUGCCGGUUAAGGAGGUUCGCACUUUCUUGAUCAGGAUGGUCCCAUUCGCGAGAGCGAUGGACAGUGUAAUUGUUGUGGGAUACGGACGUCAGAAAAAAGAGAGUGUUGUCGGAGCAAUCACCCAAACUACAGGUGCUGUGUUGCAAAGAGCAGGGGGUGUAUCAAACAUCGGGGCUGCCUUAACGGGUAAUGUACCAGGGGUUAUCACGGUGCAGGGAACUGGUCUUCCAGGUGCUGAAGAUCCCGCAAUUUUUAUUCGGGGGCAGGGAACAUGGAAUGGUAGCCAGCCGCUGAUACUGGUUGAUGGUAUCGAACGCGCAUUAAGCGGGGUAGAUAUCGCUUCUGUUGAAAACAUAUCCAUCCUUAAAGAUGCAUCCGCCACUGCGGUAUUCGGUGUGAAAGGUGCCAAUGGUGUCGUUCUUAUUACAACCAAACGUGGCAGUGAAGGCAAGGCGGCUAUUAAUGUUAUCGCUAAUGUGACAUCAAAAAUACCUUCCCGCCUUCCUCAAAAAUAUGAUGCAUAUGAUGCUUUGCGUAUCAGGAACCUGGCAAUUGAACGCGAGUUGGAGAUCAAUGGAGCCUAUAACGGUUCCGACCAGUUUGGUCCGGAUUUCAGAUUUGACUUUUUCCCAUCUGCUGCCAUAGGUUGGACUAUUACCAAUGAAAAGUUCAUGGACAGGCAAACAGUUAUUGGUAAUCCUGACCUGCGUUGGGAGACAGUGGCAAAGACUAACAUCGGUCUCGACUACUCUAUAUUACGUG